AUGGCCGCUUUAGAACCGCUAGAGGCGGAUCUGCCUGUUCAUCGACCCGCCAAACCCAUUCCAUUCGAGCUAGCUCAACAUGCAGCCAUCUUCUUUGAAGAGAGACUCUAUACACAAGCUAUCAAUUUCCUACUGAAUAUCCUCACAUCCGGUACCGUUGCCUCAGCGCCAGUAUAUACUCCACCCGUCCAGCAACUCGCCCUAGCCGCAACUCUCCUCAUACACCCCUCCACCACUACGCGCGCAAAAACAACCGAGGAGGAAGAAGCACCCCUGGCCGCACUGCGUCUGCUCCGACUGACCAAUACCCUCGUCGGGCCCAUCUCCUCGAAACUAAACGUCGCAUUCUCUUUUAAUCUCCCCGAUUCCCCCCGCCAUACAAGACGACGUCCCGUGACAGAGAAUAUCCCCCCACCCUCUGACCUGUCUUCCGAUGAUACGAAACCCUUGAACUUAGAUCUCGGCCAGUCGCUUUCCCUGUGGUCCAACGCAGAAGACUUUUGGCAUGUCGUUGGCUGGGCGUUUAACUGUUCUGUUCGCCAUCGGCCCCGCUGGACGUGGUGGCAGGUCUGGCUUGAAUACAUGUGUGAUGUUCUAGAAAGUGAUUGGAACGAACAAUUUCGACAGUAUAAAGAGGCUCACACCGGAAACACCAUUAGUGAACAGGGACCACCGCCCUCCCCGAAGAAGUCCCGAAGGAAGAAAACGCAUCAUGACGAUGACCCAGCCCUCCAGUUUCUCAGAGAAAGCCUCAUAUUCCGUUACAUUCACGGAGCUAGCACCACGUACGGUCCAUACCGGCGCAUUGUUCGCUCCAUCUUUGCAGACGGUGGCUCGACCUCUCGCAACGAGUUUCGCGAAGUCUUCGAAAAUGAACUCAAAUACGCAAAAGCUCACACCUCCACCAGCAGAAAGCGCAGCGCGCAGGUCAACAUCGAUGAGAACGAGUUCGGCGACUACCUCACGGACGAUGAUCCGAUCGAGGAUGGAGACUAUGACGAUGAAAACAAGGAUAUCAAUGAGACGGACGCCAAUUCCGACGAGGAAGCAUAUCCGUCUGUUUCAACCACCAGCAGGUCCAAACGCUCUCGAGAAAAACCCACCCCUCGGCGCGCACCCCAGCCCAAGCGCAGAGGCAAAUCACUCGCCAUAGGCCCCAACGGCAUCAAUACACCCCCCGGCCCAUACGGCGGCUCUGCCCCAAGCACUGGCGCUCGUGUGCCCAUCGAAGAGCUCCCCACAAGACACAUCCCCUACAUGCACGGCGACGUCGGCUUCUACGGAGGCAUGCGCUCGCUCGGUCUCCGACAACGACUCCUACAACUCCUAUCCACAGUCUCCCAGUACCUCCCCGACGACUUCAUCCCCCUCGAAGACCUCUACCACCUCUACGCCGAAAACAUCCGUCACCUGCCCCUUCCUGUCUUCCAAGCCUUCAUCAGCCCCUCCACCCUCCCCUACCUCUCCGGCCCUGCCAAAACCACCCUCUGCGAGUUUCUUCUCUUUCGCAUGCGCGAGACCGCCGCCCCCGACACCGAUGAGGAAUAUCUCAACCAAGCGAAGCUGGAACAAUGUUUCCUGCCUUACGCGGCCAGCACAAAAUUCAUAGCCGAUAACACCAAAAUCUCCAUCAUCCUAGAGUCACUGAUCAUCCUUCUCGCCGAUAACGGCAUGCUACGCGUCACGAAAAGUCUGCGAGAAGCUGUUCAUAGGGGCGUUAAUCGUCGAUUCGACCGGUCCGAAUACCAAUCGCGGAAACAUGUCCAGGAAGCUUACAGGUGGGCGGAUGAUAUUGAGCGUGCGUGGUUGGAGGAGAGUGCGGAGCGGUUGCAAUUUCUCGUGCUUUGUAUUCUGCCGUUCGAGGGUGAUGCCACUACUGCAUGA
Messenger RNA from Aspergillus luchuensis, 1884 nucleotides. RefSeq lists its product as uncharacterized. NCBI's taxonomy places the organism in Eukaryota, Fungi, Ascomycota, Eurotiomycetes, Eurotiales, Aspergillaceae. The transcript has 2 exons. The record is from RefSeq and is a predicted model, not a curated record. Bases 1 to 1884 code for a protein of 627 amino acids.